UGAAGCUGCAAGAAUGGGAAACUUUUCACCAAAUGUUACAAAAUGCUUUCGGAGUUUCAAGUCACAGAGCAUUUUAUUUAAUGGAUAUGAUCACCAUAGUGAAAAUACUACAUGUACAUAUGCUACAGAUUCUACGCACAGUCUCUAACAGUGGCCCAUAAUCACAGGAUCACACAGGAGACACAUCAUCUGCUCUGCUCUGUGUCUUCAGUUAAUUCUCUUCUGCCAAAUGUUUUGAUAAAAAACCGAACUGAGUCUACAGGCUCAGUCCUAACACUUACUGAAUGGACCUCAGUCGUUCCUCACUGAAAAUCCUGCUGUUCCUCAUCACUGCUUGUCCUCAGACAUCUGCAGUCAGACACUCUCUGCAGUAUCUCUACACUGCUGUCACACCAGGAAUUAAUUUCCCAGAGUUCACUGCUGUGGGUCUGGUGGAUGGAGGACAGAUUGUGUACUAUGACAGUAACAUCAGGAAGAUGAUCCCAAGGGUUGAAUGGAUACCGAAGAUCAGUGAUUAUGAUUACUGGAACAUAGAGACGGAGAGUACAUUGAGUGACCAGAAAGAUCUCCAUCAUCUGUUGCACACUGUAAUGAAAAGCUUUAAUCACACUAAAGGACUUCAUACACUCCAGAGAAUGUUCGGCUGUGAGCUUAAUUUUGACUGGACUGUUAGAGGAUACAAUCAGUUCGGUUAUGAUGGAGAAGAUUUCAUCAGUCUGGAUCUGAAAACUGGAACCUGGACUGCAGCUAAACCUCAAGCUAAGAUCAUCAAGAAGAAGUGGGAUAAUGAUCCUGGUUAUACUGUACACUGGAAGAACUACCUGGAGAACAUCUGUAUCGAAUGGUUAAAGAUGUACAUGUUUUACAGCAGAGAGAGGAAUGAUCCUCCUACAGCAUCAGUGAUCCAGAAACACUCGCCUUCUCCAGAGGUGGUGUGUCACGCUACAGGUUUCUUCCCCAAAGCAGUGAAUAUCUUCUGGAGGAAGGACGGCCGUCUGGUGUAUAAGAAUGUGGAAUUCAGAGAUACAUUACCCAACCAGGAUGGAAGCUUCCAGAAGAGAAGCAUUCUGAAAGUCCCAGCUGAGGAUCUGCAGAAACACACCUACACCUGCGUGAUUCAGCACAGCAGCUUGAAGGAGGAGUUAGUGCUAGAAGUACCAAAAGGUGGAGGACUGAUGCCUAUCAUCGUUGGUGUUCUCGUGGCUCUUGUUGAUCUCGUUGCGGUUGUUGCUGGAAUUAUGGUCUGGAAGAAGAAGAACUCUGGCUUCAAACCUGCUCCACCCUCUGAAGGAGAAUCUUCCUCCGACAAGUCUGACUGAUGUGACUGUGUGUCUUCCUGCUGAAGUGAGAGAGAGAGACCAGGAGAUGGAGAUGAGGACAGGAUUUAAGUUUGCACAAAAACACAGUGGGGCAUAUGGUGGAAGGGACAACGCUGUUUCAGAUAUCUAACUUGAGUGUAGUAUCUAUCUAUCUAUCUAUCUAUCUAUCUAUCUAUCUAUCUAUCUAUCUAUCUAUCUAUCUAUCUAUCUAUCUAUCUAUCUAUCUAUCUAUCUAUGAAGAAGCUCUGUCUGACAAAAGAAAGAGUUCAAUUCUUAUAAUUAAAUCAGUUGUAAAUACUUUGCAAUUAA
This is a messenger RNA of Hemibagrus wyckioides, 1628 nucleotides long. RefSeq names its product BOLA class I histocompatibility antigen, alpha chain BL3-7-like. Bases 285 to 1319 code for a protein of 344 amino acids. The transcript is spliced from 10 exons. Lineage: Eukaryota; Metazoa; Chordata; Actinopteri; Siluriformes; Bagridae. Gene Ontology annotation, cellular component: external side of plasma membrane. The record is from RefSeq and is a predicted model, not a curated record. Gene Ontology annotation, biological process: immune response.